Molecule: messenger RNA, 546 nt
Organism: Spirometra erinaceieuropaei
Lineage: Eukaryota; Metazoa; Platyhelminthes; Cestoda; Diphyllobothriidea; Diphyllobothriidae
Source: the annotation of a GenBank genome assembly
AUGUGGCAUAAAGGAAGAGUCCCGCAAAAUUUCAAGGGUGCCACAGUCGUGCAUCUCUGUAAACGGAAAGGGGACCGCCAACUCUGCAUCAACUACCGAGAUAUCUCCUUGCUGAACAUCGCCGGGAAGUUCUUCGCUCGCAUUCCCCUCAACCGCCCGAACAACCAUCUAAAAGAAGGUCUCCUGCUGGAAAGCCAGUGCGGCUUCCGUUGUCACUGUGGAGCCACGGACAUGGUCUUCGCCGCCCGACAACUGCCGAAGAAGUGCCAGGAGAUGCAGACCCACCUGUACUCUACGUUCGUGAAUCUGACGAAAGCUUUCGACACGGUAAAUCGUGACGGACUGUGGAAAAUAAUGCAGAAAGUUGUCUGCCCCGAACGAUUCUCUCAGAUGGAGCGCCAGCUCCAUGAUGGCAUGAUGGCGCGAGCCACAAACAGUGGGACUGUAUCAGAGGCAUUUGCAGUGACCAACGGCGCAAAGCAAAGCUGCGUCCUCGCGCCCACCUUCUCCAGUCUCAUGUUCUCUGCCAUGCCUAUGCACACCUAA